This is a messenger RNA of Letharia columbiana, 729 nucleotides long. RefSeq lists its product as uncharacterized. Gene Ontology annotation, cellular component: nucleolus. The transcript has a single exon. The record is from RefSeq and is a predicted model, not a curated record. Gene Ontology annotation, molecular function: RNA binding. The coding region runs from base 1 to 729 and encodes 242 amino acids. Gene Ontology annotation, biological process: endonucleolytic cleavage in 5'-ETS of tricistronic rRNA transcript (SSU-rRNA, 5.8S rRNA, LSU-rRNA); endonucleolytic cleavage in ITS1 to separate SSU-rRNA from 5.8S rRNA and LSU-rRNA from tricistronic rRNA transcript (SSU-rRNA, 5.8S rRNA, LSU-rRNA); small-subunit processome assembly. Lineage: Eukaryota; Fungi; Ascomycota; Lecanoromycetes; Lecanorales; Parmeliaceae.
AUGGCGGUUCGCAAGCACAAUGAGUUUCUCGACACAAAUCUGAGCGAGGACGACGAGAACGUUAGCAGUUCUUCUGAAGCUGCCGCAGACAGCAGGACAGCAGGAUUAGCCAGCCAUCAAUCCAAAAGGCAGAAGCUCACCGUCGAGCACUCCGAUUCCGACGGAGAGACCGACAAUGAUACUCAAGACGAUGCCGCCCCAACCACUAGCCCUGCAUUCCCAAAAAAGCCGUCACGAUCCUCCGCCGCAUCAACUACAAAGCCUACAGAACCAAUCUCCACGGACCCUCCUACCGAGUUCCCCGAAAAGCGGAAACCCCUCACAACCUCAGCCGUUGCAGCCGCAAACCAACGUGCCCACAAAGCAGGCGUCAUCUACCUCUCCCGCAUCCCCCCUUUCAUGCGACCCUCCACCGUCCGCACCCUCCUCUCAGCCCACGGCACCGUAACCCGCCUCUUCCUCACCCCCGAAGCCCCCUCCAACUACCUCUCGCGCCGCAAAGCCGGCGGCAACAAAAAACACAGCUACGUCGACGGCUGGGUCGAGUUCUCCCGGAAACGGGACGCCAAGGUCUGCGUCGAGGCGAUCAACGGGCAGAUUGUGGGCGGGAAGAAGGGGGGCUGGUAUCGGGAUGAUGUGUGGAACGCGAAGUAUCUGAAGGGGUUUGGAUGGGGGGGAUUUGAUGGCGGGGGUGAGAGGGGAGGAGAGGGAGAGGGAGGAGAGGGUUAG